Molecule: messenger RNA, 3379 nt
Organism: Selaginella moellendorffii
Lineage: Eukaryota; Viridiplantae; Streptophyta; Lycopodiopsida; Selaginellales; Selaginellaceae
Product: nitrate regulatory gene2 protein
Exons: 7
Coding region: 649-3186 (845 amino acids)
Source: RefSeq, a predicted model, not a curated record
CAAGAGCGCCAUAGCCAGUGAGAUAUUAUAUACCUACACAACAAGAACGGCUCCAACUGGAUGAUUAAAGUAAUCACUCCACGCAAGCGGCAAAGCGAUCCAUUCAAUUUGGCUGUCAAUAUCUACAUCUCUAUUUUGCGAUGUCUGGCAUCUUCUGCAGCAUUUACUCUUCCUUUUUAGCUAGGAGAAGCUCCCUCUUUUAAACCUCACUCACUCGCGUUCUGUUUUUUUCCUUGGAGUUUUUUACUCGCAGGUUCGGAUAUGGAUCCGUGAUGCAGCAAGAUGCGUCGCUGCGUGCAAGAGCAUCGUCACGGUGGUACAAUCAACAAUGAAAAAAACACCAAGAAAAAGCGUGGCAGGAGAAAGAGGGUGCUAGUGGGUCCUUGGCUUUGUGCUACAGCAAGAAACAACAACACAGCUCCUUCGGUUUCCCAGUCGCUUCCGUAUGGCAAAGAAGCUCCUUUCCCUGCAUCACCGACUAGGUGGAGACGCGAAAGCACCAAUAAAUGGAUCCCUACUUGGAUUCAGCAGAUAAGUUAAACGGAGUAGUAGGGGAAGAUGAAUUUGGGAGACCCCAAGAGGCAAGGAAGGCUCAGGUACUAUAGAAGAUAGGAAUUUUGUGCGAGAAAACAGGAAGCUUUGUCGACCAUGGGGUGUGCUACAUCAAAGAUCGAGAAUGAAGAGGUCGUGGCACUUUGUAGCAGUCGUAAAAGGCACGUGAAAGAAGCUGUGAGCGCUCGUCACAAUUUUGCAGCGGCUUUUUCGAACUACGUAAUUGCUCUCAAGACAAUCGGCUCCGCCUUCAGCCAGUUCAAGGAGGCUGAGUUCCAGGACACGGCCUCGCCAACGUUUGCUUCGUCCACUCCUAUGACAACCGCAACGCCUAUGAAGCCUGCAAAACCUCCUCCACUUCCUCCGCUGUACGGGCCUUCGGCAACGUCUCAGCAGAAGAAUUCACCGUCACCCAUGGUGCUGAAUCCGAUGAAGAGAACUGUCAGCUUGCCACCGAUGAACUUCGAGAGGAAGAAAACCUCAGCAGCGGUGCCAAAGAACGCCGACAACUCGUCAACUCCACCGGUGAAGGCUGCUCGAAGCAGCAGCAGCAGCACGAUUAAGAAAAAGAAGGAAGUUUCUCCAUCUCCAUCACCAUCGCCUGAGCCGGAACUUCGUGAGCAACAAGCAAGUUCCGUGAUGGAAGAGGAGUUGACGGAGCCGCAGAAAGACGUGAAGGAGUCUUCAAGUGUGGAGAACAACGUUAAAGUGUCGAGUGAAGAUGAAGAUGACUGGGUUCCACCUCCGCCACCUCCUCCAGUUCCUUCCAGCAAGGCACCUCCGCCACCACCGCCACCUCCGAGCUCGUCCUGGAUGUCUGAUCUGUUUGAGUUUUCGCACUCAGCCGUGCCGUUGCCAAGAUCAGACGACAACGAAGAAGAAUUCGAUGGCGAAGAUCGACGUAAGCAACAGCAACUCGAAGAGGAGAAGCGUCGGAAGCUUCAAGAGGAGGAAGAAAAAGAAGCUCAGCGAAAGGAAGAAGAGGAAAGAAAAUUGAAGCUGCAACAGCAGCAGGAGAUGGAACUGAAGCAAAAGCAGCAAGAACAAAUGCACAGACUGCCCUCAACUGUGGAUGAAGGGGACGAGGAUGAAGACGAGGAGGAAGAAGAACAAGACGAGGACGAAUUGGAUGAAGAGGAGGAAGAAGAGGAAGAUGGUGAAGAGGAGGAGGAAACCGAGGAGGCUGAGCCUGAGGAAGAACCAGCGAAAAAAACUGUGAGCUAUGACCUGCCAAAGUCCGACUUGAGCAUUGUGACGUCUUCAAAACGAGGAGGCAACGGUGAGCUAGUUGCUGUGCUCAAGCGCAUUGUGGAACCUUUCGAGGUGGCUUAUGAAAGUGGAAGGCAUGUGGCUUCGAUGCUCGAGGCGCAGCGUGUUUCCUUCCAUCCAAAUUUCAUUGAUGGCAGAUCUGAUGAAACUCAUGCAAAGAAGGUUUUGAGAGCUAUUUCUUGGAGCAGCAGCAAUUCCUCUUUGGCCAGAGCGGCAGCAGAGCAGUCGGUAUUCGAUGAUGAAAGUGGUGACGCGACUGGAACCCACGCCUCCACUUUAGAUCGAUUGCUUGCAUGGGAGAAGAAGCUGUACGACGAAGUCAAGAGAGCUGAAGGCCUGCGCGUAGAGCUCGAGAAGAAGAACACUUGGAUACAAAAGGAGGAAUCUAGAGGAGGAAAUGCCGAAGCGAUCGAAAAGGCAAAAGCAGCGGAGAAAUUGCUGCACACCCGUCAUGUCGUUGCAAUGCAAGGCGUGGACACGGCUCGCAACGCCGUGCUCAGGCUCCGGGACUCGGAACUGUAUCCACAACUUCUGGAGCUCCUCAAAGGGCUGUACGAGAUGUGGAAGAAAACUCACGAAUGCCACGAAGAACAGUACAAGGCAGUGGCGGAGAUGAAGAAGCUCGACUGCUCGGACGUGGUGGAGUCGACCAACAGCCUCCACAAGGUGGCGACCGAGCAGCUCAAGGUGGCGCUCAGCCGCUGGCACCAGUACUUCGGCUCGGUGGUGAGCAGCCACAAAGUCUUCAUGCAACAGCUCAACGUGUACGUCAAGGUGAGCGUCAAGUCAGUGGAGCUGGACAAGGGGAUCUUCCACGCUGCGUCGCCCAAGCCCAUCUCCACCCUGUGCCACGAGUGGCAAAUGGCGCUGGACAGGCUCCCGGACAGGAGCGCGCUCGAGGCCAUCAACACGUUCGUGGCGGACCUCCAGCUGAUCGUGGACAUGCAAAAGGAGGAGUCGCGGCACAGGAAGAAGGUGGAGGCGCUGGAGAAGGAGGUGAAGGCGCGGGAGAUUUACGUGGAGAAGUACGAGAGGAAGCACGUCAGGAGCGCGGCGGUGAGCCGGACUGUGAGCACGGACGAGAACGGGGAGGUGCCGGUGGAGGUGGUCCGUGGGGGGAGCAACGCGCGGAGCGUCGCCAUGACGGAGAAGAGAGCGCAGCUGGAGGUGCUCAAGAGGAGGCGGGACGAGGAGAGGGAGAAGGCCGAGGAGCUCGGGGAGAGGUCCAAGGCCAAGACGAUUAGCAGCCUGGAGCUUGGGCUGCCGAGCAUCUUCUACGCCGCCAGGGCCUUCUCCAAGCAGUGCUUCGAGGCUCACGAGCGAUUGCAGGGGCUGGCAAACAGUAGCAUGAUCAUGGACAAGUGAGAGAGAGAGAGAGAGAGAGAGAGAGAGAGAGAUUGACAAACAAAGAGAUUGAUUCUUCUUUCUUCUUUUUAGUCGUUCUUCUUUUCAGCGAGGCCUAAUGCACGCCAGCAGAUGCCAAGUCGGGGAAAUUUUGAGAUCAUUGUAGUUCUAAACUUUCAUGUGUAGAAACUAAUGCACUGUAAUUUCUCGAGAA